AUGGAGAAAUACGAAGCUGACCGAAUCGAGGUGGAGGCAAUCCCUCCCCUUCCUACCGAUGACCUUGUCAAGACGGAUCAGAAUGCUCAAGCUGCUCGAGCCGCCGCCGAUGUCGAGCAUCGUAUGGGGCUCAUCGAGUCCGCUCGCAUGUAUCCUAAAGCCAUCCUGUUCUCCGUGAUCAUGUCCCUGGGUAUCGUCAUGGAAGGGUACGACACCGCUCUCCUUGGUAACUUCUUCGCUCAGCCCGCAUUCCAGCUCAAGUUUGGCCACUUGGCUGACAACGGCACGCAUCAAGUAUCCGCACCUUGGCAAGCAGGACUCGGUAACGGCGCUGCCAUCGGGGAGAUCUGCGGUCUAUGGGCUGCAGGUCUCUUGGCUGACAAGUACGGCUACAAGAGGACUUUGAUGGGAGCCAUGGUCUUCCUCAUUGGAGCCAUCUUCAUCUGCUUCUUUGCAGUCAAUAUACCGAUGCUCUUUGUCGGUGAAAUCCUCUGCGGUCUACCCUGGGGAGCUUUGCAGACCUUGACGACCACCUACGCUGCCGAUGUCACCCCUAUCCACCUGAGACAUGUCAUGACCAGUUAUGUGAAUCUCUGUUGGGUAGCCGGACAGCUCAUCUCUUCGGGUGUCCUGAGAGCUUUCGUCGACAACACGACCCAGUGGGGGUGGAAGAUUCCCUACGCUAUUCAAUGGGUGUGGCCAGUUCCAAUCCUCAUCGGUAUCGCGUUCGCUCCCGAAUCUCCUUACUGGCUCGUUCGUCAGGGCCGAGAGAAUGAUGCGAGAAAGGCUCUUUUGGCACUCACGUCCGAGAAGAAUAUCCACUUCAAUGUCGAUGAUACCGUUGCCAUGAUGAUUCACACCAACGAGCACGAACGACAGAUCAGCGAAGGAACUUCCUACUUGGACUGCUUCAAGGGAGUCGACGGACGGAGAACGGAAAUUGCCUGCAUGGCCUGGAUCUCCCAGGUGACUUGUGGUAUCUGGUUCGGUGGAAAUAUCACCUACUUCCUCGAGCAAGCUGGAUUCGAUCCUAAAAAGUCAUUCGACUUCGGUGUCGGCGAGAACGCUCUCGGAUUUUGCGCCACAAUCCUCUCUUGGUACGUCAUGACUCGGAUCGGUCGUCGAACGCUCUUCGUCACCGGAAUCUGGACUCUGUUCACUAUCCUCUGUCUCGUCGGGUUCCUUGGUAUCCCAAAGCUCUCUCCAGCCAUUGGAUACUCUCAGGGAGCCCUCAUGUGCCUUUACGUCUUGACUUAUGACCUCACGGUGGGUCCGACAGUCUACACCAUCGUAUCGGAAAUUCCAUCCUCUAGGCUUCGUAUCAAGACUGUGGUCAUCGCUAGGAACGCCUACAAUGUCGCGUCAAUCGUCGCAAACGAACUCAACGCGCCAAUCUUGAACCCGACGGCCUGGAAUCUUCGAGGGAAAGGUGGAUUUGUGUGGUGCGGCUUUUGCUUGAUCAGUGCUGUAUGGGCGUAUUUCCGUUUACCGGAGACGAAAGGCUUGUCGUACGAGGAAUUAGACAUUCUUUUCGAGAAUAAGGUGCCUGCAAAGAGCUUCAAGUCAUCGCACGUCGAGGCUUAUCAGCCUGGAGAAGUCGUGAGGGGCUAG
Molecule: messenger RNA, 1611 nt
Organism: Kockovaella imperatae
Lineage: Eukaryota; Fungi; Basidiomycota; Tremellomycetes; Tremellales; Cuniculitremaceae
Product: general substrate transporter
Exons: 3
Coding region: 1-1611 (536 amino acids)
Biological process (GO): transmembrane transport; carbohydrate transport
Cellular component (GO): membrane
Molecular function (GO): carbohydrate:proton symporter activity
Source: RefSeq, a predicted model, not a curated record